AAAACGGCCAUGCAAGCCACUCGUGUGCGCGUUCUCGGCCGAAGCCUGGCCGCAUCGCGGCCGUCCGCGAUCACACGUAUCCCGCCAGCCAGGCUCAGGCUGCGGUCCACGGGAACAGGGGCGGAGGCGAGCGCAUCUGCACCCCCACCGCCGCCUCCUGUGUUCAGGCCGUCACUAUGGAAGCGCUUUCUUCAGGCGACCGGUAGCAUUACCCUCGUGACCCUGGCUGGCGGAGGCGCGUUCUACUACUACGCUCAGAAGGAUAAGACGCCCGGUCCUCAGCUUCCUCAUGACCCUUCCAAGAAGACGUUGGUUAUCUGUGGCAGUGGCUGGGGCGCUACGAGUCUGCUGAAUUCAUUGGAAACGGAGGACUAUAACGUGAUUGUUAUCAGCCCCAAGAACUACUUUCUCUUCACGCCGCUCUUGCCUAGCGUUGCAGUUGGUACAAUAUCGCCUCGCUCUAUCUUGCAGCCGACACGGUAUGUGACGCGCCACAAAAAGCGUCAGGUCACGGUCAUAGAAGCGUCAGCGACAGAUGUCGACCCCGUCAACAAGACCGUCACCUUCGCAGAUACCUCAGAGAUCCAGGGCGCGGUCUCCAACACGACGAUACCCUACGACUACCUCGUCUUCGCCGUCGGCGCCGAGGUCCAGACGUUCAACAUCCCCGGUGUCCGAGAGCACGCGUGUUUCAUGAAGGAGCUCGAGGACGCCGAGAAGAUGCAGCGCCGCUUCAUGGACUGCAUGGAGUCCGCUGCGUUCCCCGGCCAGACCUCCGACGAGGUCAAGCGUCUCCUCCACAUGGUCGUCGUGGGCGGUGGUCCCACUGGGGUCGAGCUCAGCGGAGAGCUGCACGACUUCCUCGAGGAGGAUUUGCGCUCGUGGUACCCCGAACUUGCGGAGAGCGUCCGGAUCACCUUGGUGGAGGCCCUUCCGUCCGUGCUGCCGUCGUUCAGCAAGCAGCUGAUUGACUACACUGAGUCGACGUUCAAGGAGGCCAAAAUAGAUAUCUUGACGAAGACAAUGGUCAAGGAGGUCAAGGAGAAGAGCGUCGUCCUCCAGAUGCCCGACAAGAGCAUCGUCGAGGUCCCCUGCGGGCUCGUCGUCUGGGCUGCCGGCAACACGCUCCGCAAGGUGACCCGCGACCUCAUGGCCAAGCUCCCCGAGGCGCAGAACAACAGACGCGGAAUCACGGUCGACGAGUGCAUGCGCAUGGCUGGCACGGACGGCAGCAUCUUCGCCGUAGGAGACUGCACCGCAACAACUUAUGCGCCCACCGCGCAGGUCGCGUCGCAGCAGGGCGCGUACCUCGCGCGCGUCCUCGGCCAGCUCGCGAAGCGUGACAAUCUUGAGUACCGCCUCAAGGAGCUGGAUGCGGCCCCCGAGGCUGAAAAGCAGGAGCGCGAGCAGGCCGAGAAACGUCUCGCGAAGCUGGAGAAGCUGCGGCCAUUCAAGUAUUCGCACCAGGGCUCACUGGCGUAUAUCGGGAGUGACAAGGCGAUUGCGGACUUGCCGUUCUUCAAUGGCAAUUUGGCUACUGGAGGUGUCGCGACCUUCCUCUUCUGGCGUAGCGCCUACUUGAGCACCCUGUUCUCCAUGAGGAAUCGCACUCUCGUCGCUACUGACUGGCUCAAGGUCAAGUUCUUCGGACGGGAUGUGAGCCGUGAAUAGACGCAUAGCCCACGCCCCGUGUGGCUUGCACUAUUUAUGAUUUUUCUUACGCCCAUAGACUAAUAGGAUCAACUAGUUGAAGAUAGACAUUCUUAGAAGUUAGAGGUACCUUUAGCAUACCGCCUGUGUUCAGGGCCUACUAUCCGCCGUACAGUCCAGUCACUGCCCAUAUCUGCC
Molecule: messenger RNA, 1848 nt
Organism: Dichomitus squalens LYAD-421 SS1
Lineage: Eukaryota; Fungi; Basidiomycota; Agaricomycetes; Polyporales; Polyporaceae
Product: NADH dehydrogenase
Exons: 9
Coding region: 10-1671 (553 amino acids)
Molecular function (GO): NADH dehydrogenase activity
Source: RefSeq, a predicted model, not a curated record